AUGAGACGCGAGAGCUCGGCGGAUCGCCAAGUGGACCCGUGUGUGGAGAAGCUCGUUGAGGCCGCCGUCAAGGAAUACAUAUCUAGCAUCCGUCUUCGCGAGAUCCACCCGCGGACAGCCCUGCAGAGUGUCGCCAACCUGCUGGUGGCGGAGCUCAGUGCGGAUCAGUUUGACGCCGUCUGGGACCGCUUUGCGUCCUACCCUGACAGCCCCGUGCUGCGGCUGCUGCUGAACACGCUCAGCGACGCUGUCAGCCGCGCAGGGCCAGACCGCUGCUUCCUCGGUCGCUGUAGCGGGGCCAGCGGCGGCGCUCCGGGCGUGACCGCGUUUGAGACACGGGGGCAGGUCAAGCCGUGGGUGAGGCAGCAACCGCAGCAGCAGCAGCAGCAGCAGCAGCAGCAGCAGUGUCAGCCGCCGCAGCCGCAGCAGCAAGAGUCGCUGCUUCGGCAGGCGCAGCUGCAAGUGCUGCAGCAGCGGCAAGCACACCAGACGCCACAGCAGCAGGAGCAGCAGCAGCAGCAGCAGCAGCAGCACCGGGCAAAGGUGACGAGCGAGCGCCCCGCCCCUGAGCGCGUCGCGGCAAAGCGGCAGCGCCCAACGAUCGGCGGCGGCAGCGACCAGGCGCCGAGGGGCGGGCCCGCGCCGGGCAAGGCGCAGGGCGCGCAGCCGCGCCGCAGGUCGCUGCUCGACCACGCUCAGCGGGACCAGGCCGCGUGGCCGGCGGUGGCACACUGA
Messenger RNA from Monoraphidium neglectum, 735 nucleotides. RefSeq lists its product as hypothetical. The transcript has 3 exons. Lineage: Eukaryota; Viridiplantae; Chlorophyta; Chlorophyceae; Sphaeropleales; Selenastraceae. The coding region runs from base 1 to 735 and encodes 244 amino acids. The record is from RefSeq and is a predicted model, not a curated record.